ACAAUCUGCACUAUAAACCUGUAUUCCAAGCUCAAUAUGUUGUGCACGUCUGCACGUAAACGAAAGAAGAGAUUUUCAGAAAAUGCAUUCACUACAUCACCAAGCCUUUUUGUAAUAAAGGCAGGGAAGCGAUUGGAAACUGUUAUUUCGUUUUGAAACUGUCGAAUCAAAAUGCUUAGAUUACGACCGUCCGAUAUUCAUUAUUCGCAGGAUUCGAUAAACAACACUUUCGACGCGAGGUGUAAACACAGCGGAGUAUCAAUCGGACAGACAUUGGAUGAUAUUCUCGAAGGGAGGACAAACAUGAACAGUAUUCCAAUCAUCACGGUUGUGGAAAGGAAAGGGAAAUGGGUUACGGCCGACAACCGGCGCCUAUGGGUGUUCCGUGAGCUUGAGUGGCUCGGGAAAUGUAUCUACAUCGACGUAUAUGAAGACUACUUUAUACCGGCCGAGAAACUCACGUCAACUAACGGCGGCAUUACGGUGCGCGUGCGCGGACACACGGGCAGCUACUGGCUUAACCGGUUGUCAUCCAUGAACAACGACAACAUCGCGUUACGAAAUUCAUACGACGCCAACAACGCGAGGUCGUACAGUAGCAACUCUUACAGCUACCCUUCGCCGCCCGCGCGAGUUCAACUGCCUCAGUACGUGUAUCAAGAAAGUAUUUCGUCAAAUUCGUAUAAGAGAGCGUCACCGGAACCUCGCGAGAACGACGGGUGGUGUGAAAAAAUAUUAACAAUUUUGUGUAUGAUGCUCAUAGUAGUAAUUGUAUGGAAUGUAUCCAUUUAAUACCAAUGCCGUUUUUCUAUCAUAUUUAAAUGUCAGUUGUUGCACUUGUACACAUUAAAGCGCUUUUCACACUGUACCUGACAUUAAAGAUAGAGUAUACAAUCUUACUACUAGUAAAACAGAACGCUGAUGAUAAAAAACUACAACAACCAAACCAGGCUAUGAAGAAGUAGCCGAAGAUUAUAAACUAAAGUAGAGUUUUAUACAAGUGUAAAUAAUUUAUGCUGGACCUCAGAAAACCACUUUAUUUAGACAAAAUAUUAAAACUCUUUGAAAAAAUCAUUAAACUGUGCAGAUGCGUUUAAACGAUACCUAUAUAAUAGAUACAGUUUUGUUUCUCCUACAAAUACGAGAAAACGUGCCGCUAUCGGCGUUAACUUUUUCGUAGAAAAUCUCAUUGAACCAAACAACAUUUGUUUGAUGGUGCCAUAUAUAAAGAUUUUUUUAUAUAAAUUUCGUAAAAUUAUUUUAUUUAGUAAACACAUAGAUAUAUUUAAA
Molecule: messenger RNA, 1290 nt
Organism: Dreissena polymorpha
Lineage: Eukaryota; Metazoa; Mollusca; Bivalvia; Myida; Dreissenidae
Exons: 2
Coding region: 172-792 (206 amino acids)
Source: RefSeq, a predicted model, not a curated record